AUGGCCGACAACACAACGGGAGGAGCGGGCGCUGGUGCAAAGCGUAAGAACCGUAAUAUGGGAAGGGCAGAAUGGAGGUCAGCGGCUAACCAAGGAAGUCGACAAGCCUUAGACAAGCGGAAGCGCGCUGAGGAAAGAGAAGCGGCGAAGCGUCGCAAGAUUGAGAAUGGUGAACAGCCUGUGAAUCCAAUCUAUGCGACUGAGUUCUCCAAGGAAGAAAUUGAGAAUGAGGAGCGCCGCCCGAAGAAGAAAGUUGCCGUCAUGAUUGGGUAUUCGGGAACUGGGUACUAUGGCAUGCAAUUAACCGAGGACAAGCCGACGAUUGAAGGCGAGCUGUUUGCGGCUUUGGUCGCAGCAGGUGCAAUCUCCAAAGCGAAUGCAACGGACCCCAAGAAGUCCUCCUUCAUCCGCUGUGCCCGUACCGACAAGGGUGUCCAUGCCGCGGGCAAUGUUGUCUCCCUGAAGAUGAUAAUUGAGGACCCAGAUAUCAUUGAAAAGAUCAAUCAGCACCUUAGCCCGCAGAUCCGGGUCUGGGGAUUGGAGCAAACGGCAAAGAGUUUCAGCUGCUAUCAAAUGUGCGACUCUCGGGUAUAUGAGUAUCUGCUCCCAAGUCAUUGCCUUCUCCCUCCCCAUCCCAGUACCUAUCUGGGAAGAAAAAUUGUGGAGCUGGCUGAGAAGGCUGGAGACUUGGAUGCAGUCAAGGCCCGGCAGGAAGAGGUCGCCGAUUACUGGGAGAAGGUGGACGAAGAAUACAUCAAGCCUAUUCUGGACAGUGUCCCGGAGGAUAUCCGCAACAUCGUCCAACAAUCUCUCUUCUCUAGCGACGCCAAUCCGGAAGAUCUUGAGAACGAGGAUCAGUCCGCUGCGGAAGUCCCAGACAAGCCUGCUGAGGAACCCACGCAACCGCAAGAAUCUGGCCCUGAGCAACCAAAAGAGGACCAACCUUUUGUAAUGGACCCUCGCCAAAGGCUGAUUCUCGACACAACCAAGGCUGUCAAGGCCGCUUACAUCAAGGCCAGACGAGCUUAUCGUGCGCCUGCUUCCCGCAUUGCCCGCUUGCAAGAGAGCCUUGACCGAUACGUGGGCACUCCGAACUUCCACAACUAUACUAUUCAGAAGACCUUCAAGGACCCCUCAGCCAAGCGUCACAUCAAGUCAUUCAAGGUCAACACCACUCCUGUGGUCAUUAACGGCACCGAGUGGCUCAGUCUGAAGGUCCACGGCCAAAGCUUUAUGAUGCAUCAAAUUCGGAAGAUGGUUGCGAUGGCCUCUCUUGUCGUACGUUGCGGCUGCAACCCAGACCGAAUCAAGGACUCCUACGGGCCAGACCGGAUUGCCAUUCCCAAAGCCCCAGGACUGGGUUUAUUGCUUGAGCGGCCCAUCUUUGACAGCUACAACGCCAAAGCAAGCAGUUUGGGCCGUGGUCCCGUUCAUUUCGAGCGGUUCACAAAGGAGAUGGACGAGUUCAAACAGCGUGAGAUUUACGACAGAAUCUUCCGCGAAGAGGAACAGACUUCAGCGUUCGGCAACUUCUUCAACCACAUCGAUCACUUCCAGAACAACUUCUUCUUGUACUGUACAUCCGGUGGUAUCCCAGCUGCGAAGCUUGUGACUGCUCCUGGGGGCAAGGGUACUUCCAAGGAAGAAGGUGACAAGGCAGCGAAGGAUGAGAGUGCAGCCCUGGCUGAAGUUGAAUCUUCAGAGGAUGAGGGCGACCUGCAGAACGGUGAAGAAGAAGGCAAUUGA
Penicillium daleae is the source of this 1746-nucleotide messenger RNA. Its product is annotated as pseudouridine synthase PUS2. The record is from RefSeq and is a predicted model, not a curated record. Lineage: Eukaryota; Fungi; Ascomycota; Eurotiomycetes; Eurotiales; Aspergillaceae. Bases 1 to 1746 code for a protein of 581 amino acids. Gene Ontology annotation, cellular component: nucleus. Gene Ontology annotation, molecular function: pseudouridine synthase activity; RNA binding. Gene Ontology annotation, biological process: mRNA pseudouridine synthesis; tRNA pseudouridine synthesis. The transcript is spliced from 4 exons.